GAGCAUGUUGGGCAUUGUUGUUGUUUUGAAUAUCUGUCAUGAAAGUGUACACAAGAAACCGAAACAAUGAACUUAAAAGACGGUCUACACUAUGCUUUACAACAGCGCGUGUAUGGCUGUGUAGAUUCUGAAGUCGUUUAUCGCCGGGCAAGAGACAGCAAGUAUUUCGUUCAAUGYCUUGAGAGAAGUGGGACGUUAACAGGACACGAUGGUUGUGUUAAUUCAAUAUCUUGGAAUGAAUCAGGUGAUUUACUGCUGUCUGGCUCAGAUGACUGCAGGCUCAACAUCUAUAGACCAUUUCAAAAGAAGCUUCUCCAAUCAAUAAGAACAGGCCACAGAGCCAACAUAUUCAGUGCGAAAUUUCUCCCAUGUUGUGAUGACAAAAGGAUUGUAUCAUGUUCUGGUGAUGGAGUUUUACACUUUACUGACAUAGAAAGACCAGAWUCCUAUGGCAUGUAUUCGUAUAACUGUCAUUCAGGCACAGCUUAUGAGGUGAUAACUACCCCCGGUGAUCCCAAUACUUUUCUGUCAUGUGGUGAAGAUGGUACUGUGCGUGUGUUUGAUGUCAGAAUGAAGUCCAAAUGCAGCAAAAGGGAUUGCAAAGAGGAUAUACUAAUAGAAUGUGGAAAAGCGGUCACGUCAGUYAGCAUCAACCCACUAGCACCUUAUCAGCUGGGGAUCGGCUGUGAAGACAGUACAGUUGCUUUGUUUGAUAGACGCUCUCUAAGUACAGCUGGAUCAAGCUCUGGAUCUAGUGGAAUGGCUGGAUUGACUUAUAAAUUCAAACCAGAAGCCUUAAAAGACAGAACGUGUCGUGUGACGUCACUCCAGUAUAGUUCGGAUGGAAGCGAGCUUCUUGUSAGCUAYUGUGCAGACUACGUCUAUCUYUUCGAAGUAAAGGGGCAAAAGGAAGUUCGCGGUACAAGYGAUGAAGCUCAAGGAAACGGACUCAUUCCCAACCCCAAUAAAAAGAACGCRCCGAUGAAAAGACUAAGACUGCGUGGAGACUGGUCCGACACUGGACCAAACGCGCGACCUGAAAGCGAGGCGGGCGCAUCAAACGAAAGCACACUCAUGCAGCGCAUGUCAGAUCUGUUCGUCCGCUGGAUCGAAGAAUCAUUUCGUGGUAGCCAAAGUCGCAGCCGGCUCAGGUCAGCUCAAUCUCGCGCCUCGUCGACAUCAUCAUCGACGUCAUCGUCGACGUCAUUUCCGUCGCGCUCAACAAAUUCAUCGUCUUCUGACAGCUCGGCGAAUCUAGAACCUUCGGGUGCGUCACGUGAUGGUGACGUCAUUGAUGAAGAAAUGGACCAAUCACCAAGCACAUCGGCAUCCGUUAUCACUGUUGUAGAGCGAUGUCUGGAUACUCCAGAAGGGGAKAAAGAGGAAUCCAAUGUCUCUUCCAAGGAAUCCCCUUCAGAAUCUUCCAAGGAAUCCCCUUUUGAAGACACUGRAAUWACUCCUAUGGACACAUCAAUGCCUAGUUGUAGCGGGCUUAGUAGUGAURGUGAAACAAUAGGAGCAGCRGAUGGAAAUAAUGCUGYUAGUGUUGGAAAUAAAAAUGRCAGUAUAUUGAACAAACAACUGGACUCUAGAAGUACAGAUCAGCGUAAUGACCUCCAAGCAAAUUCUUCUCAAUCGAAUAUGGACAAUGUCAAUAUUACUCAAGAUGAAGCAAUUGAACAWAAUUAUAAUGAACAAAAUAAUGUCGAWAAUCCUCAACAGGGCGUGGCAGAGGCACGUGAUGAAYCACACAUGGAAACUAUYGUUGAUGACGAAAUAACACCUGAAGAGGGUGCGGCCUGUCCACGCGAARAUCCCAUAUGGGAACCUUCGAAUUGUCCUGAMAAAAAUAAUGAACUUACUUCUGAAAACUCUCAACAGGGCGURGCAAGUGCACGUGGCGRGGACUUAUCAAAUGUUGGCACGUCGUCAAAUAGACAGGAGACYGAGUCCGACAAUUCGCAUAGCUUAGCAGCCACGCGUAUCCAACGCAUGUUCAGAAACUACAAGGCGUUAAAAUCYGURAAGACAAUAGAUGAUUGGGAUUUUGGACUUGCGGGAGAAGAUGAUGUCAUCUGGGUUCCUAAAAUGACGCGAAUUUACCGUGGACACAGGAAUGCUCGUACAAUGAUAAAGGAAGCUCGAUUCUGGGGAGAUAAUUACGUCAUAAGUGGUAGUGACUGUGGUCGUAUAUUCAUAUGGGAUAAACACACUACAGAAAUUAGUAUGGUUUUACAAGGGGACCGCCACGUGGUCAAUUGCGUUCAGCCACACCCUUUUUAUCCUGUCCUUGCUUCAAGUGGAAUCGAUUACGACAUUAAACUAUGGAUGCCUACAGCUAGUCAGCCAGCUCAAGUGGAAGGUCUAGAUGAGAUCGUGCGGACAAAUGAACAAAUGCUUGAAGAAAGUAGAGACACAAUCACCGUCCCGGCAUCAUUCAUGCUACGAAUGCUUGCUUCUUUGAACCACGC
This is a messenger RNA of Exaiptasia diaphana, 2471 nucleotides long. RefSeq names its product DDB1- and CUL4-associated factor 6. Gene Ontology annotation, cellular component: cytoplasm; Cul4-RING E3 ubiquitin ligase complex. Gene Ontology annotation, molecular function: protein binding. The record is from RefSeq and is a predicted model, not a curated record. Lineage: Eukaryota; Metazoa; Cnidaria; Anthozoa; Actiniaria; Aiptasiidae. Gene Ontology annotation, biological process: positive regulation of transcription by RNA polymerase II.